ACAGAGUCCCACAUGCAAAAGGUUAAAGGUAGGCUAUUAUCAGAGAAACGAAAGAUGGAAGAGGCUGAAGAGAGAAGAAAGGCCAGGGAGGCCAAGAGAUUGGCUAAAGAGAUUCAGGCUCAGAAACUAAAAGAAAGGGCUAAGCAGAAAAAGCAAGAUAUAGAAUCUGUUAAGAAAUGGAGGAAGCAGAGGCAACAAAGUGGGUUUGCUGACAAUGGCGAUGAUGCAGAUAAGGCUUUUGACUUUGAGGAUGGAAAAGUAUUUGAGAGGUCAAAUAAGAAAAGGCCAGGAGUGGCUCCAGGGGAUCGGACAGGAGGUAAGGCAAAACAAGCCUUUGGUAAAGGAAAUAAACAAAAGAAAAGAGAUGUCAAGAACUCUAGAUUUGGUUUUGGAGGCAAAAAGGGGUUGAAAAAGCAGAAUACAGCUGAGACCACGAAUAAUUAUGGUAAAUUCAAUAAGGGUGCUGUUGCUGUAAACAAGAAGAGAAAGAGGUAAAUGCAAUGUUUUUUUGUUGUAUUGAGGAAGUGAUGUCUCGGACGAGCCAAUGACCGAAACCUAGGAAUUUUCAUCUACUUUAAUUUU
Molecule: messenger RNA, 582 nt
Organism: Vigna umbellata (rice bean)
Lineage: Eukaryota; Viridiplantae; Streptophyta; Magnoliopsida; Fabales; Fabaceae
Source: RefSeq, a predicted model, not a curated record